AUGGAAGAUACCGGCGCCAGCAACAUCAGCGCCGAUCCUGAAGCUGCCGGGCGGGCGGAACCUCAAGUUCCUCCCGUCCAGAAAGAAAAGAAGAAGAAGAAGAGUUCACGCUCUUCUCCCUCCAAGACCGCGCCGGAAACUUCCGUGCCGGCAAGCUCUAUGCCACCGCCAGAAGCUCCCAUUCCUGAGUCCACUGGGGCCACACCGACGCCACCACCAGAAGUUCCUGUUCCUGAGGCAACUGGGGCAACGCCAACGCUGCCGCCGGAAGCUCCGAUGCCGCCACCAGCUCAAGGACCUCCCGCGGCCAAGCCAGCGCCGCCGCCAGCAGGCGCCAAACUCCGCCCGCUGGAACCUUUUAAGGGAAAGACAACGGCCUCUGGCCCGCAGCCGCUGGUGCUGCACACCGGCCGCGCCGCUGUUGUGGCCGGAGAGAAACCUACCGGCCUUCUUGGCCGGAUCACGGAGCUCAAGCGCGAGGGCCGUGAGCUGGGACACUUCCUUGGUUACGCCGAGAAGUGGAACCAGGCGGAUAUCUCCACGGCUACGCGCGGCGUGGGGAAAGACCGGCUUCCAAUCAUCGACCCGGCCGGCCCCAAGAGCACUAAAGAGCACUUCAUGCGGCUCAGGCGAGCGGUGAAGGAGUUCGACAACGCCUGGCACGACGCCACCAACAAUGUGGUGGUAACCAUUCCGGAAGCCUCCAUUGAGGCCCUCAAGAGCCAGCUCAGCGAGCUUCACGCCGAAAAGGAGCAGCUCCUCCAGAAGCACAAGGAGGCCCUAGACGCCCAGAAGGACAUCUCCCGGCAACUCAAGGAGCAAGCCAUCCAAGCCGGUCUCCGGCAUGAGGAGGAGAUGAAGGAGGCCAAGGCAGCUGCCGAGGCUAAACUCGCUGAGGUGUUGGAGGAGUCUGCCAACGCCAAUGCGGUGCUGCUGGCGGAGCUGGAAGAGGAGCGGAAGGAGCGGAAAGCGGUGGAGCACCGGAUGGGGCUCAUGACCACUGAUCAUAAGGAAUAUGAUCGGUUGGUCAUGCAGAUCGACGCGCUGGCUCGCCGUAAGCUAGCACUUCCCGGACUCCCAGACGCGGCCGUGAAGAAGGUGAUGGAUGACCGGGUGGCGCGAGAAUUCCCCAACAUGGAUGCGCACUGGGAUGGGUACGACUAUCUGGUCGCACUCUCCGCCCGAGUGCAACAUAUGCGCUCCGUGGACCGGAGUCUCACCGACCUUCCGGACGUCGCCAUCCAGAUCUGCAAGGUGCUGUGGCCUGGGGAGGCUAUACCAGCCAACGUCUGA
Lolium perenne is the source of this 1293-nucleotide messenger RNA. NCBI's taxonomy places the organism in Eukaryota, Viridiplantae, Streptophyta, Magnoliopsida, Poales, Poaceae. The record is from RefSeq and is a predicted model, not a curated record.